AUGGUUGGAGUGAAAAAGUUUUCGGCCAUCGCGGCCGUCUCGAUGGUCGCCGUGUCAGGCGCAGCCGCAUCGAUUCAGCAGCACGAUGCUUCCCACGCCCACCACGUGCUCGCCCAUCGCGCCCUCACCGAGCGCCAACCACAGCUGAUCAAGGUGCAGAAGCGUCUUGCGGCUACCAUCGGCGACGGUCUCGGCGGCAUCAUCAAUGGUCUCGGUAGGGAUCUCGGUCUUGGUGACCUCGACGAAGCAGAAUACCGUCUGCACAAUCUUCGUCGUGGCCUUGUCGGUGAUGUUCUCGGCGCUGGUGGUGGACAGCCUCCGUCGGCGAGCUCGUCGAGCGCGCCUGCGCCCGCGACAACCUCGCGUCCGGCAUCGAGCAGCAACAACAACGGCGGUGGAUCGUCGAGCAACGCGCCUGCACCGGCGCCCGCUGCGUCGUCCACCUCGGCUCCCGCCAACCGCCCCUCGUCCGGCCAGACGGGCAACACCAGCAGCGGCAGCACCAACAACAACAACGGCAACACCAACACCAACACCAACACCAACACCAACGACAACAGCAACACCAACCAGAACCGCCCUGCGUCGAACGGUGGCAGCUCCAACGCGGGCAGCAGCGGUAGCAACGCUGGCAACAGCGGGUCGAACCAGGGCAGCAGCGGUGCGUCGCCCGUGCAGGCUGCUGCGUCCGGAGCGGCAGCUUCGGCGACGAGCGUCAACUCUGCUGCUGCGUCGGCGUCUGCCUCGAUGGCCGCGGCGGCCGAGAGCCUGCUGUCGGCGGCGGCGGCGUCGCAGUCGAGUGCGCAGGCACAGGCGAGUCUGGCGGCUGCCACGCUGGGAGCGUCACGCAGCAGUGCGAGUGCGGCGGCUACGGGCGUGAACCGCGCCAACUCGAGCGGCUCGUCGAGCAGCGACGGUACGACGAAAGUCGUGGUGCCCAUCGUGGUGAUCGCUGCGUCGGUGGCGGUGAUCGCGGUGGCGUGGACGAUCAUCCGUCGCGUGAGGAGGCGCAAGCAGGAGCAGUUUGAUCCUCGCCUGCGACCGAUCGACCACGAGUACCACCACCGCAACAUGGCGAGCGGCCUUGCAGCGGGUGGAGCGGCUUUCGCGGUGGGUGGAGCAGCAGAUGGUCUGGUGCGUGACCGUCCGAGGCGCGCGAGCUACGAGUCGUUCGAGGCGACGCGACCGAUGAGCACGCUGACCGAGGAGGAGUACGGCGAAGGGGCGCCGCCGAUGCAGGAGGUGGCACCGUACGCGGCCGUUGGGCCGGCUUCGAGCAGGCUGAGGAACUACGGAUCGCAGCGUGGUGGCAAGGACGAUUUCCCGCCCGCCCACCGGGUGACGGACAGCAUGUACGUCGAUGACGCUGCUGCUGGGCGCGGUGCUUCGCCGUACAGCGAUGACCAGGGGGUUUAUGAUGUCAACUACUACGACGGAUCGUCCACCGCUGGGUACAACAACCGCGCUACGCGGGGACUGGAUGCUGCUGCGGUCAACGGCGGUGCGGGUCGACCCUACUCGCCGUACGAAGAGGUGCAGAGGGGCGGCGAGGGCGACUACUACGACUACGACCGCGCGUCGUCGUCGCGCCGCGACCCAUUUGCUGACAGCAAGCGCUGGUCGGGCUAA
This is a messenger RNA of Moesziomyces antarcticus, 1629 nucleotides long. RefSeq lists its product as uncharacterized. NCBI's taxonomy places the organism in Eukaryota, Fungi, Basidiomycota, Ustilaginomycetes, Ustilaginales, Ustilaginaceae. The record is from RefSeq and is a predicted model, not a curated record. The transcript has 3 exons. The coding region runs from base 1 to 1629 and encodes 542 amino acids.